Molecule: messenger RNA, 2549 nt
Organism: Salmo salar (Atlantic salmon)
Lineage: Eukaryota; Metazoa; Chordata; Actinopteri; Salmoniformes; Salmonidae
Source: RefSeq, a predicted model, not a curated record
UGCUUGUCACAAACUGGGUGAGGUCUUCUGAGUGGCAGGAGCAGCUAUCUCUCAUACUUUCCUUACAUUAGUUUUGUUUGUGCCGUAAAACAUUGCCAGGUUAUGGAAAUUCAGCUCUGAAUCGAAAAUAGAGGACUUUGCUGAAGUACCAAAGUUAAUUUGAUAAACUGAGACCCUGCGUUGUAAAGAGACAUGGAGGCUGUUUUAGGACUGUUGGUGAUCUCAGCAGGAGUGUCUCAUUGCUUGGAGACUUCCUGUGAUGCUAGACAGAAUGGAUGUCAGUGUUAUGGAGCUCUGGGAGGAACUGUCUAUCUCCAGCUGGUGACUGAUGCUACAAUAUAUGAUGAACUCUCAUUUUAUAAAGGCUCAACUGGUGCUGAAACAGAGAUACUCAGAAUGAAGAAGGACAUAUGGGUAAUAAGAGACACCCGCAUUAAAGACAGAGUACACUUCUUUAUAAACAAUGGGACAUUUAGGUUAAAUAACACAAGAAGUACAGAUUCUGGUGAAUACCGGCUAGAAACAUUUAAUUCAGAAGGGAAAUCAUCAGGGAUCAGAGGACUAAAACUGUUCAUCGAAGCUCCAGUGUCCAGUCCUCAGCUGUCCUCUGAGUGUCUGUCCCAUGGAGAGAUGAGGGUGUCCUGUUCCUCUGAGGGUGAUGGUCCCCAGUACAGCUGGAAUCUGGAUGGACAGACACUGAGAGACACUGAGGCCUCUGCUGAUGAUGAGACAAACACCAUCACUCUGAAGAAAGGCCUGUCAGGAGAUCUCACCUGUACCGUCAGAAACCACAUCAGCAGUGAUACUGUCAGCAGUAGAAUCUCACACUGUCCAGGGCUGAUAUAUGUUAACUGCACCUUAUCCAACGGGACAAAGGUAUCAGAGUGGGUGAAUACCAUUGGUAAUACCCUGUGCAUUGAGUCUACAACAGUGGCGACUGUGACUGAGUCCCCCAUCAGUAAAACCUCCACUGGCUUGGAGACUUCCUGUGAUGCUAGACAGAAUGGAUGUCAGUGUUAUGGAGCUCUGGGAGGAACUGUCUAUCUCCAGCUGGUGACUGAUGCUACAAUAUAUGAUGAACUCUCAUUUUAUAAAGGCUCAACUGGUGCUGAAACAGAGAUACUCAGAAUGAAGAAGGACAUAUGGGUAAUAAGAGACACCCGCAUUAAAGACAGAGUACACUUCUUUAUAAACAAUGGGACAUUUAGGUUAAAUAACACAAGAAGUACAGAUUCUGGUGAAUACCGGCUAGAAACAUUUAAUUCAGAAGGGAAAUCAUCAGGGAUCAGAGGACUAAAACUGUUCAUCGAAGCUCCAGUGUCCAGUCCUCAGCUGUCCUCUGAGUGUCUGUCCCAUGGAGAGAUGAGGGUGUCCUGUUCCUCUGAGGGUGAUGGUCCCCAGUACAGCUGGAAUCUGGAUGGACAGACACUGAGAGACACUGAGGCCUCUGCUGAUGAUGAGACAAACACCAUCACUCUGAAGAAAGGCCUGUCAGGAGAUCUCACCUGUACCGUCAGAAACCACAUCAGCAGUGAUACUGUCAGCAGUAGAAUCUCACACUGUCCAGGGCUGAUAUAUGUUAACUGCACCUUAUCCAACGGGACAAAGGUAUCAGAGUGGGUGAAUACCAUUGGUAAUACCCUGUGCAUUGAGUCUACAACAGUGGCGACUGUGACUGAGUCCCCCAUCAGUAAAACCUCCACUGGCAUGGAGGAGAAAUGCUGUGAUGCUAGACAGAACAUGUCAUGUCACGGAGCUCUGGGAGAAACUGUCUAUCUUCAGCUGAUGAAUAAUGCCACAGGGUCUGAACUCGUAUUCAGAAAAGACCCCACUGGUGCAAGUAUAAAGAUAUUCACAAUGAAAAACAACACAGUGAGAUUCCAUGACUCCAUUAAAGCAAGAUCAGAGUUCUUUAUCAACAACGGGACAUUUAGGAUAUCUAACACAGAAAAGAGUGAUUCUGGUGAAUAUCUCUUAGAAAUCUAUGAUUCACAUGGAACACGUUUGAGCACCGGAGGAGUACAACUGAUAAUUGGAGGAUCUGGGUUCAAUGUGUUUGUUUAUUUCCAACUUGCUGAAGUCUUCAUUCUGCUGACAAUCUGUCUGGGAUCAUACUGGUUCUACAAGAAGAAAACCUGUCCUCAAGAACAAGAUGAUGGUCAGUAAGCAGAGGAAUAUGAAGUCUCUCAGGUGGAUCAUGGUGGGACUCAGAGGAGGGUGUUCAUGUCCUAAGAGUUGCUAUGGGAAUCAACCAGACUUUGAGAUUACCUUAUGAAAUAAUGACUAACGAUGAUAUAAUACUGCUUAUCACUCUUUUAAUCUUGAAACUCAAAGCACAGUAAUGUAUUUAAACCAAAAAAAAAAUGCCAUUCUAUUCUUUUGACUUUUAUUUUCUUAUUUUAAUUAUGUUCCUUCAGACCUGCCCUUAACAACAUGAAUAGUGAAUGAUCUAUGUGAUGAUGUUUAUUUGAUGGAUUUUAAAUCUUGAAUUGUAGUGAUUUAGUGCUUUUAAUUUUGUUCAUACUGUUAAAUAAACUAAUGAAAAAGUU